ACAGCGAGUGCGGAGCUUCGUUGCCAUGGCACCCCCAGUCUGAGUCAGUACAGCGGUUAAAACACGGUCACCGUCCUGGAUUUAGUGUGGGAUGUUCAGUCAGCAUGUUCGUGCGCACCGGCUGAACACAGCACUGGCUUGCUGGCACUCGUGUAUAACUCAGUUUCGCUCCGUCCCGGGAUGAGACUUCACCGUCAACCCUGAGACGAGUUACAUCUGUUGGACACACGCGGGGACACGUCGCACACCUGCGGCCGGAUGGAAAUCGAUGGCGGAACUUGCGCCGCAACCGCCGUCGCCGCCGCAAUCAAUCGAUUACUUCACCUCCUCUCGUGGCCCACGGGGGAGCGCUUGUAAGCUGAUUUAACAACCCGGGGGAUGUGAAUACCUCUCCGGGAUUAGAAGGUUAUUGGGUGAACGACAAUGCCCCGCGGCUCGGUCCGACAAUCCCGGCUAUUGUUCGCGCGGCGGCGGACGCACAGCGCCCGGUCUCCCCCGGUUCAUCUCCAGUAGCUGUAGUACAGCCUCUGCCCCUGCGCCUCCUGAUCGCCCUCCCGGUGUGGAUAGGAUAAUAUGACUUCCUGGCUCCGCACACACGGCAGCGUCCCUCUGUGUCUCCUGCUCUGCUGCUCGGUGGUCGCUGUCUGCGCAGAAGCAUCCAGUGCCGGUGACAGUGUGUGUUGGUCUCCUAGUAUCACUUCUUGUGCAGAGUGUCUCAGCCGUGGACCACAGUGUGCCUGGUGCUUCAAGGAGAACUUUUUGGAUGGGGCGAGCUCGAGCCAGCGCUGCGACCUGCCAGUAAAGUUGCUCAGGAGGGGCUGUGAAGCAGAGUUCAUGGAGCAGUCAGAGGUCAAGGUGGAGGUCAACGCCACCGUCGGCAGCACGCAAGUGUCUCCAAGUGAUAUCAGCAUCACCCUCAGACCAGGUUCAGAAGCCAGCAUCGUCGUGGCUGUGAAACAGCUGGAGCGUUAUCCUGUGGAUCUGUACUAUUUGGUUGAUGUAUCCGCAUCUAUGCAGGAAAACCUUGAUCAUCUGAAGACAGUGGGUGUGGCUCUGUCUCUUCGUAUGACAGAGCACUCCUCAGAUCUUUGGCUGGGUUUUGGCUCAUUUGUAGACAAACCCGUCUCCCCUUACAUCAACGUUCAUCCCUCCAAGAUCAGCAACCCUUGCAGUGACUAUGAGAUCCGCUGUCGUCCAGCCCAUGGCUUCCACCACGUCCUAAGCAUGACAGGAAAUAUGAGUGAGUUCACACGUGUUAUUAAACGCCAACGCAUCUCCGGAAACAUGGACACACCUGAAGGAGGGCUGGAUGCUAUGCUGCAGGCUGCUGUCUGCCAGAGAGCAGUGGGUUGGCGACCUGAGGCCAAGCAUCUGUUGCUCUUGAUGACUGACCAGCCGUCUCACCUGGCCCUGGACAGCCGGCUGGCGGGAAUUGUCACACCUAAUGAUGGCCUUUGUCACCUGGAAAACAAUGUCUACACCGGGAGCACUAGGAUGGACCAUCCCAGUGUGGGUCAGCUGUCUGAUAAGCUGCUUGAAAAUCAUAUUUACUCCAUCUUCGCUGUGGAGAAGCAGCAGUACCAGUGGUACGAGGAACUGGUACGCCUCUUACCUGGCUCCUACUUGGGAAAGUUAGGCCUCUUCCAGGCUCCAAACCUUAUAGAGCUGGUUGUGAGUGCAUACAAGAGGUUGCUGUCAGAGGUCGAAGUGUCAGUGUCAGUGGAGGACAAGGCAGCCAGCAGGUACUGGGUGUCUGUGUCUCCUCUCUGUCCUGAUGGAUCAGCUGCUAAGGGCCAGAGCUGCUCAGGGGUGCAGCCCAACCAGACGGUCUACUUCAAUAUCACUAUCGGUCUGCGCUCUUGUCCUGACGAUGGUGAAGAUGAGGAUGUAACAGUGAUGGUUCGCCCUGUGGGUUACAAUGAAUCCACCGUUGUUAGGAUCCACUCUAAGUGUCACUGCAGUUGUGGACCAACAAAGCACUGCAAUGACGACAGCCAGUCAUCAUGCAGCGGAAUUCAAGACAGCUCCAAUCAGGAGCAGAGGCUGAAUGGCGGACUUAUUAAGGACUCAGACGGAGAUUCAAACUGGAAUUGCAGAGCGGAAGGAUCUGAUGUGGACUGCAGUGGUCGGGGAGUGUGUGAGUGUGGGAGGUGUGUGUGUGAGCAGAGCAGGCUUGGGGCAGUAUAUGGGAAAUACUGCGAGAUAGACGACUUCUCCUGCCCGUACGAAGGGGGAUUGAUGUGUGGAGGGCGGGGUGUGUGUGUGUCAGGUGAAUGUGCGUGCGAGGAUGGCUGGACAGGUGAUAGCUGUGGUUGUCCCGUCUCCACAGCAACCUGCCAGUCAGCCAACGGCUUGGUUUGCAGCGGGCGAGGGAGAUGUGUGUGUGGCAAGUGUGUGUGUGACGACUCCCAACACUCUGGAGACCUCUGCGAGAAAUGCCCAGCUUGCCAAAGCACCUGCCAGUCAUACUGGAAGUGUGUGGACUGCCACCUGUCUCAUGGUCUCACACAAAAAGAGGCAGGACACUGCAACAAGACCUGUGCUCCGUUGGUGGGCUACACGGAUGAUGUGUCAGGUCAGGCAGGGGAGAUGUGGAUUCAGUGCAUGUACAUCAGUAAUGACAGCUGUCGCUAUCGGUUUCAAACAAGCUCACAGUCUGGUGAGACCCAGCUUCACAUUAGCACAAGACCAGAGUGUGUCAGCAGCAGUCGUUUGAUAAGAACAUUCCUGAGUGUGUCUGCUCUGACGUUGCUGUGUGGACUGGUGGUGGUGGCUGUGUUGCGGCUGCUGCUACAAAAGAGGAGCCGGUCACCAGGGGGCGCUGCUGAGGAUGGAGGCUAUCAUUGCACUGGAAAGGACUUGUCAUAUAUCCCCACAAGCAAUGAGAAGACAGUUACCUACAGACGGGACCGUCCACCUGACCGGCCCGUGGAGAUGCACAUCCAGGUUCACAAGAUGCCACUCGGUGACCCCUGGCAGUACUAGGCAGAGGUCAAAGGUCACAGUCAGACGGACAUUAGUUGAGACAUAUAGAAGGAGAGUCGACUAAAGCCUUCUUUUCUGCAUCUUAACUUUCAUAAAACUUCAACCAGCGGUACAUGGAUACCAUGAUAAUGGUAAACUAAACCAUGAAACCUCCUUGGGAUUGCAUUUGUAAAAUGAACUGACCAAGCUCUCAUAGACUGUGUGACUAAAGUGGCCAGUAUCCUGGAAAUGGAAAUGAGAAAAA
Scatophagus argus is the source of this 3229-nucleotide messenger RNA. RefSeq names its product integrin, beta 8 (gene itgb8). The record is from RefSeq and is a predicted model, not a curated record. The coding region runs from base 574 to 2985 and encodes 803 amino acids. Lineage: Eukaryota; Metazoa; Chordata; Actinopteri; Scatophagidae. Gene Ontology annotation, biological process: integrin-mediated signaling pathway; cell migration; cell adhesion mediated by integrin. Gene Ontology annotation, cellular component: focal adhesion; integrin complex; cell surface. Gene Ontology annotation, molecular function: integrin binding. The transcript has 16 exons.